CUCUAUCCCCCUCCCAUUCUCUUGACGUCCCCACUUCCACGUCUCUGUUGUGAGUAUCCCGGUGCGGAGAGCGGCUUCCCCCUGUGGGAGCAGGAGAGACGGGGGACAUGGCGGCGGUGACCGUUCCUGGGGGCGGGGGAGCAGUGCCUGCUGUCGGUGUCAGGGAGGGGGCCCGGGUGGCCAUGCUGUGCAUGCUGUGGUAUUCUGUGAGCUCCGGGGGGAACGUGGUGAACAAAAUCAUCCUGAACAGCUUCCCGUACCCGGUCACCGUCUCCCUCUUCCACAUCCUGGCCAUCUGCUGCUUCCUGCCCCCGCUGCUCCGGGCCUGGGGGGUCCCGCACACCCAGCUGCCAGCCAGGUAUUACCGCUGGUACAUCAUCCCGCUGGCCUUCGGCAAGUACUUUGCCUCCGUGUCUGCGCAUUUCAGCAUCUGGAAAGUGCCCGUGUCCUACGCACAUACCGUUAAGGCUACAAUGCCAAUAUGGGUGGUGCUGCUGUCACGGAUAAUAAUGAAAGAGAAACAGACCACCAAGGUGUACCUAUCCCUCAUUCCCAUUAUUGGAGGAGUCCUGCUGGCCACUGUUACUGAGAUCUCCUUUGACGUAUGGGGGCUCAUCAGUGCAUUAGCUGCUACACUCUGCUUCUCUCUACAGAAUAUCUUCUCAAAAAAGGUAUUGCGGGAUUCUCGAAUACACCACUUGCGAUUACUAAACCUCCUAGGCUGUCAUGCAGUCUUUUUCAUGAUCCCGACAUGGGUGCUGCUGGAUCUUUCAUCCUUCUUGGUGGAGAGUGACUUGAGCUCCGUAUCUCACUGGUCCUGGACACUGUUCCUCCUCAUUAUCAGUGGUACUUGUAACUUUACCCAAAACCUUAUUGCCUUCAGUAUCCUGAAUCUCAUCAGUCCACUUAGUUACUCUGUAGCCAAUGCCACCAAGAGAAUCAUGGUCAUUACAGUCUCACUCCUUAUGUUGCGCAACCCAGUGACCGGUACCAAUGUUCUAGGAAUGUUAACUGCAAUCCUUGGAGUCUUCUUGUACAAUAAGGCUAAGUAUGAUGCAAACCAGGAAUCAAAGAAGCAGCUACUCCCACUUGUAGCAGAUGAUCUUCAGGGCAUAGACAACCCUCGCGGACCUUCUGAAAAGAUCCAGAAUGGAAUUACUUCCUUCUCUCCUGGCAGGGACUACCAGUAUGGCCGGACCAGUGUGCUGACUGACCAUUUCCAGUACAGCCGGCAGAGUCACCCUGGUGCACAUAAUCGUUAUGAUAUUUAAGUUCUAUCCUAAAUUAUUCCUUCCUGUCACCCCUGAUCAUUCAUUCUAAUUCUUAGAGAUGCCUGCCCAGACAACAACCCUUAAGAUCCUUGAAGAGGAAUGCAAGGGAAAUGUAUUGAGUGAAAAUGAGGCCUAGCAGACCAUGUGUGACAGAAUUAAAGGAGUAGUGACUCUUUGGCAUGAUGAAAAUGGUCAAACAUGCAUUUCAAAUUGACAGACUAUAUAGUACUCUUGUUUAUAAGAGUUUUGAAAUGUAAGAGGAGCCCCCUAUUCCUGCAACUGCUAUCUAGUUCCUUUCUCUACAUUCUCCUUUACAAACAAUACUGGAAGACUUUGAAUUAAAUUGCAACUUCUUCAAGCUCAUCAAAACAUAAGGAAAGCAAACUGGACUUUAGCCAAGGGAUGGCAUAUGCUAAUGGUUUUUCAAUCCUGUUUUGGAGUAUCACUGUACUGCUGUAGUGUUUUCUUCUAACCCUUUCCACCUAACUGCAUCAAAUGACUCCAAUGCUGUAUCAAGAGUACAAACAAACCAGCUUACUUGAUGGCCUGAUUUGCAGUCUGCGUGAAAAUCCAUUAGAUGCGGCGCAAAUUGCUUCAGUUGUCACGUGGACUCUUGAAUGCAGGCCGUAUAAUUUCCACCCCUAUCCCCCUUGCUGGUCAGGAGUAUGUACAUUUUCUCCCCUGAUGGAGCAGCACAGAUUACUGUAAAAUGGAACCAUCAUCUUCUCAAAAUGCCCAAUGUAUGUAAAGCAGUCACCUUCACUAUAGUAGCAUAAUUUUAUGCCUCCCCCUUAUAUUGAUUCCUUUUUGACUGAAACUACUAUGCCCUGGCAGCUGCAGAAUGAGAACAAAGAUGUGGGAGAGUCUGAGCUCAGGAUUGAACAUAGAAUACAUUAUUUAUGCGUUUGUUUUUGUUUCAAAAAAAUCAAGAGUUUGUUUCAACAUUCAAAGGUGACAUGUCCAGUUUGAUAUUAUAUGCCAUAGUUCUGGUGUGAAUGCUUAAAUGUGUUGUGUUUGCCAUUACAUGGAUAUUGUGUGUAGACUUAUAACAUUUUUAUGCAUUAUUGGUAUAAUACGUUAAAAUGCGCUUAUGUCUUUCCCUUGGAUCUGCUGCUUCUGCAGUGACCAGGAGAUGGCUAAAACCGCAGCCAGUCCUUGUCAUUGAACUUUGAACGGGAGCACUGCGCUUAUUCCACAAACUGAGGUUUGAACCUAAAUGAGGACCAUAAUCCCUGUUUUCUUACACACUGGGUUUAUUCUCUUACCCAAAAUAUUAUAAAAUACCUUUUUAUGAGGAGGUGGUCCAAACAGAUGGAAUUACUUUUUUUGACCACUCACUAUUUUUAGUCAUGGCAAAUAACAAUUAUUCCAAUUUAUUCAUGUUUAAUCAUGUCUAUAGCUCCCUUUCUAUUCUAUUUUGCAUAUAUUGUGUAAGAGGGCAGGGACUUUUAAACCCUGCAGAAAAAUGUCACCUCUUAUGCUGCUAGAGAACUUGUAAAGCCAAACAAAAUU
This is a messenger RNA of Pelobates fuscus (common spadefoot toad), 2783 nucleotides long. RefSeq names its product solute carrier family 35 member E1 (gene SLC35E1). The transcript has 6 exons. The record is from RefSeq and is a predicted model, not a curated record. Gene Ontology annotation, cellular component: Golgi apparatus. Lineage: Eukaryota; Metazoa; Chordata; Amphibia; Anura; Pelobatidae. The coding region runs from base 108 to 1271 and encodes 387 amino acids. Gene Ontology annotation, molecular function: antiporter activity.